Molecule: messenger RNA, 2610 nt
Organism: Zophobas morio
Lineage: Eukaryota; Metazoa; Arthropoda; Insecta; Coleoptera; Tenebrionidae
Product: eukaryotic translation elongation factor 2-like
Exons: 3
Coding region: 88-2610 (840 amino acids)
Biological process (GO): translational elongation
Cellular component (GO): ribonucleoprotein complex; cytosol
Molecular function (GO): translation elongation factor activity; ribosome binding; GTPase activity
Source: RefSeq, a predicted model, not a curated record
CUUCCCGUUUGGCUUGUUGCCCGGUCUUUUUUCCUUAUCAUAAUACAAAAAGGAUAAAUAAGAAUACUUCUCUGUAUUUUUGUAAAAAUGGUGAAAUUCACGGUAGACGAGGUCCGCAGUAUCAUGGAUCGCACGAAAAAUAUCCGUAACAUGUCGGUUAUCGCUCAUGUCGAUCACGGAAAGUCCACUUUAACCGAUUCUCUGGUUGCUAAAGCUGGUAUUAUCGCAGAGGCUCGGGCUGGUGAUGCUCGAAUUAUGGAUACACGCCCUGAUGAACAAGCAAGAGCCAUUACUAUUAAAUCUACUGCCAUUUCUUUGCAUUUUAAGCUGAGUGAUAAGGAUAUGGCUUACGUCAAACAACCUUCUGAUGGAAAUGAGUUUUUAAUUAAUUUAAUAGAUUCGCCAGGCCACGUGGACUUUUCCUCUGAGGUUACAGCUGCGCUUCGUGUCACUGAUGGUGCUUUAGUAGUUGUCGAUUGCGUGGCAGGUGUGUGCGUUCAGACGGAAACCGUUUUGCGUCAGGCUAUAACAGAGCGGAUUAAGCCGGUUUUGAUGAUGAAUAAGAUGGAUCGAGCUUUGCUUGAAUUACAAACUGGCAAAGAAGAACUUUUUAUGACUUUGCAGCGCACUAUAGAAUCUGUCAACGCUGUUGUUAACACUUAUUGCGAUGAAGAUGGGCCCAUGGGCAAUAUAUCCGUGGACCCGACAGAGGCCACCGUUUGCUUUGGCUCGGGAUUGCAUGCGUGGGCAUUUACUUUAAAGCAGUUUGCUGAAUUUUAUUCUGGUAAGUUUAAUGUCGAAGUUGAUGUUCUUAUGAAAAAGUUUUGGGGUGAUAACUUUUAUAGCGCUAAAGAAAAGAAAUGGUCUAACACACAAAAGCCUGGUUAUGAACGUGGUUUUUGCCGUUUUGUUCUGGAUCCGAUAAUGAAAAUGGUCGAUGCGAUUUUAAAAAGCAAAAGGGAAGUUGUUGAGAAAAUGUGCAAGGCUUUGAAUAUUGUUCUUACUUCGGAAGAAUCACAAUUGGAAGGCAAAGCUUUACUUAAAACUGUCAUGAGGAAGUGGUUGCCCGCAGGGGAUGCUCUUUUGCAAAUGAUUACCAUUCAUUUGCCCUCUCCUUAUACUGCUCAAAAAUAUCGAACUGAACUUUUAUAUCAGGGUCCAAUGGAUGAUGAAGUUGCCGUGGCUAUGAAAAAUUGCGAUAAGGAUGGUCCUCUAAUGCUAUAUAUUUCUAAGAUGGUUCCGGCAUCGGAUCGCGGGCGGUUUUAUGCUUUUGGUCGCGUUUUUUCAGGAACAGUAACGUCUGGUCAAAAAGUUCGCAUCAUGGGGCCUGAUUACAAACCGGGGAAAAAGGAAGAUCUAACGGUAAAGCCGAUUCAAAGAACCGUUCUUAUGAUGGGUAAGUACAUAGAGUCCAUUUCUUCUGUCCCAGCUGGGAACAUUGUCGGUUUGGUUGGUAUUGAUCAGUACUUAGUUAAAACGGGAACAUUGACCGAUUGUGAAACUGCUCAUAAUAUGGUUCAAAUGCAGUACUCUGUCUCGCCGGUUGUGCGCGUCGCGGUGCAGUGUAAAAAUGGUUCAGAUCUUCCUAAGUUGAUUGAAGGGCUUAAGCGGCUGGCUAAGUCCGACCCCCUCGUCCAAGUGACCUUAGAGGAUUCUGGCGAUUAUGUUAUUGCCGGUGCUGGUGAACUGCAUUUAGAAAUAUGUUUAAAAGAUUUGCAAGAAGAUCACGCUAUGAUCCCUUUAAUCAUUUCUGAUCCCGUUGUCUCUUAUCGCGAGACCGUGUCUGAUCUUUCCAGCAUCGAAUGCUUGUCCAAAAGCCCCAACAAGCACAAUCGGUUAUACAUGCGCGCUGAACCGUUGCCGGAAGGUCUUUCUGAAGCUAUUGAUAACAAAGAUAUAGAAGCUUCAAUGGAACCUAAAGCGCUUGCAAAGCCUCUGGUCGAACAGUUUGGCUUUGAUCAAACCGAUGCCCGUAAAGUUUGGGCGUUCGGCCCUUACACUACUGGCCCCAAUCUUCUUGUUGAUACUACUAAAGCAGUUCAGUAUUUACAUGAAAUUAAAGAUCACGUAACAGCUGGUUUCACCUGGGCCUCCCAAGCUGGGGUUUUGUGCGAAGAAAAUAUGCGGGGCAUACGAUUUAAUUUAUUGGACGUUGUACUUCACGCGGAUGCUAUACACAGAGGUGCCAACCAAUUGAUGCCUACAUCUCGUCGUGUAAUAUACGCCUCUCAACUUACGGCAAAACCGCGCUUGAUGGAACCCGUUUUUUUGGUUGAGAUCGAAUCCCCUGAAUCUGCCGUGGGGGGGAUUUUUUCAUGCCUUAACAAGCGUAGGGGUACCGUUCUUGACACUAUUGCAAAAGAAGGGACCCCUAUGCGCACUGUCCGGGCUCACUUGCCCGUUGCGGAGUCAUUUGGGUUUACCUCUCAACUUAGAGAGGCCACUCAAGGUCAAGCAUUUCCCCAGUGCGUAUUUGACCAUUGGGCCAUGAUUUCUGACGAUCCUAUGAUGCCCACUUCUAAAGCAGGAGUGAUUGUUAAAGAUAUUCGUAAGAGAAAAGGUUUAAAGGAAAGUAUUCCUUCUUUAGAUGAGUACUUUGACAAACUUUGA